CUUCGGUGCCGAAUGAUGUGGCACGUACGCCCUCAAGGCCUCAACUGUCCCACAUCAGUCCACAUAAGCUAUAGCAGCUUAGCAGCCGGCCACUUGAAGCAGUUCAGACCUGAAAGAAAGAAACGACACACCGCAACGUGCCACCGUACAAAACCCGGAGAUCGACCGCGCCCAGAGCCCAGAAACAAAACAAUCAUUCACCCGCGCGCACGCACACACGCGCUGGCACGCCUGCAGGUGCGCGGUCACCGCGCGAGCACGCCGCCAUGCAGCGACGUCCGGGAAGACCCCGCGGCCGCCACUCUCUUCUCCCGGCCGCGGCGGGCGUGCUCCGGUGCAUCGUCCUCGCCGGGGCCGUCGCCGUCGUGGCCGCGGGCGCGCACGCGGACGCGGUCGCGGCGCCGGCGAUCCUGGACACGGUGUGCGGGUCCAGGCAGGCGGCCGACCCGGAGUCGUUCGACGUGAGCUUCGUCAACACCCUGGAGCUCAUCUACCAGAACGUGACGCGCUCCGGCUUCGGCGCCGCCUCCUCCGGCUCCGGCAACUUCUCCGUCUUCGGGCUCGGCCAGUGCCUCGCCUACCUCUCCCCGACCGACUGCCAGCUCUGCUACGCGCAGAGCCGCGUGAAGCUGCCCCACUGCCUCCCGGCCGACGGCGGCCGCAUCUACGUCGACGGCUGCUUCCUCCGCUACGGCGCCGGCAACUUUACCGCCGCCGCCACCGACGCCGGCGACACGUUCCUGUGCUCCAACGACACCGCGCCGGCAACCCCGGCGUUCGCGGCCGCGGCCGCCGCGCUGGUGCGCAACGUCACGGCGACCGCGCCAGGGGCGAGGGGGUACUACUACGCCGGGUCGGCGUCGGCGUCCGCGAUGCCGACCGGCGCGCGAGUGUACGCGGCGGCGCAGUGCUGGAGGUCGCUGAACGCCACGGCGUGCACGGCAUGCACGGAGAGCGCGCGGGACCGGGUGGUGCGGCAGUGCCUUCCCGGCGCCGCCGAGGGGUACGGGCUCAACGCCGGCUGUGUCGUCAGGUACUCCACGCAGCCCUUCUACCUGCCGGCGAAAGCCGGCGGCGGCGGCGGGUCAUCCACCCGGCACAUAAUCAUCAUCGUCUUCGCAUCCGUCCUCUCCGCCAUGGCUGUCAUCGGCAUAGUAUUUAUCUGGACACGAAUGAGGCCCAGGAGAGACGACCUCCACGACGACAUGGAUGGCUCUGGCGAGAUCAUCCGCACCAUCAUGUCGUCGCAGCUUGGCUUCCGGUACGAGGAGCUGCGCAAGGCGACCGAUGACUUCAAUCAGAUCAACAAGCUCGGCCAGGGCGGCUACGGUUCAGUUUACAAGGGCGUGCUUCCGGAUGGCCGGGAGAUCGCCGUGAAGCGGCUCUACCUCAACACGCGGCAGUGGACCGACCAGUUCUUCAACGAGGUGAAGCUCGUCAGCCAGGUGCAGCACAAGAACCUCGUCAAGCUCCUCGGGUGCAGCGUCGAGGGCCCUGAGAGCCUCCUCGUCUACGAGUACCUCUGCAACACCAGCCUCGAUCACUACCUUUUUGAUGCUUUCAAGAAGAACGCGUUGGAUUGGGAGCGGCGGUCGGAGAUUGUCCUCGGGGCGGCGGAGGGUUUGUCAUACCUCCACAGUGGCUCCGAGGUCAGGAUCAUACAUAGGGACAUCAAGGCCAGCAAUGUGAUGUUGGAUGAGAGGUUCAGGCCUAAGAUUGGCGAUUUCGGCCUGGCCAGGAACUUCAUGGAAGAUCAGACCCACCUCAGCACCGGCCUCGCGGGAACAUUUGGAUAUAUGGCUCCGGAGUACAUCGUUCACGGGCAGCUGACGGAGAAGGCCGACAUCUACAGCUAUGGUGUGCUGGUCCUUGAGAUCGUCACCGGCCGCAAGAACCACAACUCUGUGGCGUCAUCGGCCGAGGGAUUGUCCCUCAUGUCUCAGUUAUGGAAGCACUACAACGCCGGUACCCUGAUGGAGAUCCUGGACCCAAACCUCCGCGACCAAUGCUCGGAGGCGGAAGCUCUCAAGGUGUUCCAAGUCGGGCUGCUGUGCGCGCAGGCAUCGCCGAACCUCAGACCGCCGAUGUGGAAGGUGGUGGAGAUGCUGGGAAGUGGGGAUAGGGUGCUGCCCAAGCCUACCGAGCCUCCGUUCAUCAACGUAAAAGGGUCGAACGCGAAGAGCGAAAGCUCGGGGUCAUCAAUGUCUCUGAUGUCGAACUCCGACAAGUCGCCGUUCUCGACGAACCAGCUGUCGGUGAGUGGGGUGCAAGCCAGGUGAUUAACAACAGGGUGUGAAGGAUCAUCUUAACAUUUUUUGUCAUUGUUUUACGUUAGGAUGAUAUUGAAGUACUACUAACUGAAAAUGUUCCCAUCAUAGAACCCUGUUUGUAAGAUGUAAGUAAGCAACCAGAGGAGUGUUAGCUUUGUCAAAUAUUCAGAGAA
Molecule: messenger RNA, 2443 nt
Organism: Aegilops tauschii subsp. strangulata
Lineage: Eukaryota; Viridiplantae; Streptophyta; Magnoliopsida; Poales; Poaceae
Product: cysteine-rich receptor-like protein kinase 2
Biological process (GO): protein phosphorylation
Molecular function (GO): ATP binding; protein kinase activity
Source: RefSeq, a predicted model, not a curated record